Protopolystoma xenopodis is the source of this 360-nucleotide messenger RNA. The record is from the annotation of a GenBank genome assembly. Lineage: Eukaryota; Metazoa; Platyhelminthes; Monogenea; Polystomatidea; Polystomatidae.
AUGCCUGAGGCUGCACUGAGCGUAGGUCGCUUGGCUCGAUUGCACUCACCAUUUUGGUACAUUCUCACCGCGUGUCAGGCAGAAGUGAAGUGUCUGAACCAAUCUGGUUUCCUUUCGGUCGCUAUUUCGGCUCACGAGUCCAUCCAACCGCCCCAACACCACCAGAAGUCAUUCCACCUUCUCUUUUCUACUCUCGCAUUUGCACGAGCCCUCUACUCUACUCCACUCCACCCGAAUCAACUCGACUCAACUCUAUUCCGCUCCACUCUACUUCCCUCCCAUCCACUUUAUUCCUCUCUCCUUCCCUUCCCUUCAUUUCAAUCUACUCCAUUUCAGUUCAGGUCACUUCGCUUAACUUAA